AUCAAAUUCCCUCUCAUUUCUCGAGUUUCACAUUGUACUUUAGCGACGUUCAUCUGCAGAUUGAGCUAUCAACUGUGUCUAGGAAGAUGAUGAGUCCAUGAUAUUAGGCUCGUCCCGGAUAUCAGGAUGAUUUCAGUUUCAACGGCACAAUUUGGCAAUUCCAUUGCCGUAAUCUCUUGGGCCUUUCCAGCACCUCGUCUCUCCGUUCGUUUCAUAACGCGAGCCUUUCUCAGGCAGUUGCAUUCGAACUCGAACGACGUUGCUCGGAAAUCAGCUGUUCUGCACGACAGUCUCCGGGUACUGGAAUGGGACAAGGUCUGCGAUUCAGUCGCAUCUUUCGCCGGCACACCCCUGGGUCGUGAAGCAACGAAGACACAACUAUGGUCACUGAAUCAAAGUUACGAAGAUAGCAGGGCACUUUUGGCCGAAACCAAUGCUGCUGUUGAAAUGCUCAAGUACGGUGGUUUUGUCAUGGACUUAAGUGGCAUCGAUGUAGUUACGGUGAAAUCUGCUAUCCAACAUGUUUCGAGGGGUUUUCCAGUCUAUGGGAAUGAAGCAACUGCCAUUGCUGAUCUUCUCCAAUUUGCCAAAAUGGUUCAGUUUAAUCUUAAUUGUGCACUCAAGGAAGAUGCAGAUUGGUACAACCGCUUCAUGCCUCUCUCAGAAGUGAUAAUUGGAUGGGUCAUAAAUCAACAGCUGGUGAAGUCAAUACAGCAAGUCAUAGAUGAAAAUGGCUCCGUCAAAGAUUCUGCGAGCUCAAGCCUUAAGCGUGCACGUGAUCGGAUGCGGAUGCUUGAGGGGAAGCUAUAUCAGUUAAUGGACAGCAUAAUUUGGAAUGAAUCAGUUGAUACAUCUUCUGUGGAAGUGAGUAAUAUUGAUGGAAGAUGGGGUAUCAAAGCGGGGGCUGAUGAGCUUACAAAUCUUAAGGGGCUACUGUUGACCAGUGCUUCAGGUGUAGGGAGCUUGGUCGAGCCACUGUCUGCUGUUCCAUUAAAUGAUGAGUUGCAACAAGCAAGGGCAUUAGCAGAGAAGGCUGAGGAGGAAGUACUUUUGAGGUUAACUGAGAAGAUGAAAAUGGACCUUGAUGAUAUUCAUAAUUUGUUGAAUAGUAUAAUUCAAUUGGAUGUGGUCAAUGCUCGAGCAAAGUAUGGUCUUUCACUUGGAGGAAAUUGCCCCGACUUAUUUUUAACCAAGGAGGAGAAUGGGUCUUUGACUUCUGAAGCUAGUACCUUGGAAAAUGAGCUGUUCAAGGCCAGUUUAUCAUUUCCCUGUCCGAGUGAGUGGACUGUAUAUUUGCUGAAAGCUUUUCACCCUCUGUUACUUCAGGAAUAUCAACAAAAGUUGCAGAAGGCUAGAAGAGAUGUCACUGAUGCUAUUGCUGUUAGUAAAACUGAAGCAGCACAUCCUGUUCCAGUUGAUUUUUUUAUUGCUAAUAACACUAGAGUUCUGGUUAUUACUGGCCCCAACACAGGAGGCAAAACUAUUUGCUUAAAGACAUUUGGAUUAGCUGCUAUGAUGGCAAAAUCAGGCCUUUAUGUUUUAGCUUCUGAACCUGUUCGCAUCCCAUGGUUUGAUUCCAUUUUUGCUGAUAUUGGUGAUGAACAGUCCUUGUCGCAAUGCUUAUCUACCUUCUCUGGCCACUUAAAGCAGAUUAGUGCAAUUCAAAUACAGUCAACAAAUAAGUCAUUGGUAUUAUUAGAUGAAGUUGGUGCUGGGACUAACCCACUGGAAGGAGCUGCACUAGGAAUUUCACUUCUGGAAUCUUUUGCAGAUUCUGGUGCUUUGUUGACAGUAGCCACAACCCAUCAUGGUGAACUCAAAACUCUCAAAUACAGUAAUGAUGCCUUUGAGAAUGCGAGCGUGGAAUUUGAUGAAGUCAAUCUAAAGCCAACUUAUAAGAUACUCUGGGGAGUACCAGUUAUGCAAAAGCUGAUUUCGACUCCGUUUGUCAGCUCUGGCAAUCAACUUGGUGAUAUGUUCACGAAAGCGCUAUUCUGGCUUGCGUUUCUUAGUGGUUGUUCAAAGCUGGGGCUUUCAAAUGCAAUCAGCAUUGCUGAGAGAUUAGGAUUACCAAGAAUAGUUCUAGAUAGUGCUCGUGAACUGUAUGGAACAGCUAGUGAAGAGAUCAAUAGGGUCGUUAUUGAUAUGGAGGAGCAUAAGAAAGAUUUUGAAGAGCAUAUUCAUGAAGCUCAACAUUAUCUAAUUCUUUCAAAAAAACUUAAUGAGGAUCUACUGGCGGCUGAAAGGAAGAUCAUGGAACAUGGCAUUUCUCAGAGACACAGAAAGAUGCAAGAGAUUUCAGAUGCUGCAACAAUCGCAUGUUCUAUCCUUCGUAAGCAAUUGCAACAGCAUCGCAUAUCUGCAGUUCAGCCUUUCAAGAAGGCUACAGUAAUUUACAGUCAACAAACACCAGUGGCCAAAUCCCAUCACGCAAAAGUUGAUGAUGGUCAGCAUCCUAGAGCUGAUGCUGGUGCAGACUCUGUUGAUAACAAGAAGCAGUCUCUAUCAGACAAGAAGAUUGAACUUCCAAAGAUUGGUGCAGUGGUGCAUAUUCCUUCUCUAUGCAAGAAUGCAACGGUGUUAAAGGUGGAUCCAUUUAAAGAAGAGAUUGUAGUUCAAGCCCAUAAUAUGAGAUUGAAAUUGAGAUUGAGCGAUGUUGAAAGUUGACAGGUGAUGUAUUCAUUUACGCAAACAUUUUCAGCAGCUCUUAGUUUAUUCAGUUGUAGCUUGCAGUGGGGGAUCCCAGAAGCAGUAUCUGCCAUGUCUUUUCUCUCCCUUGAUUGGAUCUAAUGUGACUGUACUAUAGGAGGAGAUUCCAGAGAAUUAUCUGUUACCAAUGUAGGUGGGGUAACUCUGCUGCUGUAAUUGUAAAUCAGAUCAUCUGUGGAUGAGAAUGAGGAAUCUUGAUUGAUGAUGUUCUAUCACCGCCAGCCAGCUAGCCGUCUCCACAAGGCAGGUUCUGCCUCCCUGUUUCAGGGAUGUUAUGCAGGAAUGAAACUGAGAUCCAAUUGUAGAAAUUUUAACUUUGCGAAUUGUAAUUUCAGCUUCUACAUAAAGAGAGUACAAUGUCAAUAUCUGUACGGACUUUUUAUCCAAGCCAUAGUUCUCCAUCCCCCCAAGUAUCAGAAAAGAGAAAUCUCUAUCAUCUAAACAGCCUUCUCUGUAGCCAAUCACGUUAUUACUUUUUUGCUCUUGUGGUCUCUCUGUAAAUGUGAGAAUUUUGGGAGCAUGGGUGUGGCCGUCGGAUCGGGGUUGGGGUCUUCUGUCGUUGUGCAGGGCAGAUCCAAGGGCUGGGAGCCAUAUUUAAGGAAUAACACCAAUUGUCAAGGGAUAAGACUUCUUUUUAUUAUAGCAACAUCGUCUGGUGCUCCAGUUUCAAGGAAAGAACUACCAAUUGUCAAAGGAUUAAGAUUUAUUUUAUUAUAGCAGCACAGAAGGCGGAUCUUGGCGUAAUUGUAAGGUUACUCCAUUACAAUUUUAUGUUGAGCUGGUAAUUGUAAGAACUUUUUUUAUCAUAGCAACAUCGUCUCAUGCUUUCUUUUU
Macadamia integrifolia is the source of this 3543-nucleotide messenger RNA. RefSeq names its product endonuclease MutS2. Bases 127 to 2667 code for a protein of 846 amino acids. The record is from RefSeq and is a predicted model, not a curated record. Gene Ontology annotation, biological process: mismatch repair; negative regulation of DNA recombination. NCBI's taxonomy places the organism in Eukaryota, Viridiplantae, Streptophyta, Magnoliopsida, Proteales, Proteaceae. Gene Ontology annotation, molecular function: ATP hydrolysis activity; endonuclease activity; ATP binding. The transcript is spliced from 21 exons.